This is a messenger RNA of Hipposideros armiger (great roundleaf bat), 4964 nucleotides long. It is a transcript of the gene LRRIQ1, whose product is annotated as leucine rich repeats and IQ motif containing 1. Bases 12 to 4412 code for a protein of 1466 amino acids. The transcript is spliced from 21 exons. The record is from RefSeq and is a predicted model, not a curated record. NCBI's taxonomy places the organism in Eukaryota, Metazoa, Chordata, Mammalia, Chiroptera, Hipposideridae. Gene Ontology annotation, molecular function: protein binding.
AACAGGACAAGAUGAAAGAUGAACUCCAUAAAGAAGAAAAAAUGUGGAAAGAGAGAUUCAAACAGCAUGAGGAGUUUAUUAGAAAUUUGAACUUACAAAUGGAAGAAGAAAGAACACGAUUUAAAGACCUACAGGAAAAAGAAAAAAUUCGUUUGUUAAAACUGCAGCAUAAUGCAGCUAUAAAAAUUCAGGCUAAAUAUAGAGCAUUUGUGGCCUACCAAAAAUAUGGCCCAAUCAUAAAAGAACAAAUAGAAAAUAAGAAAAGGAAAAUGCUAGAGUGGAAAGAAAAGGAAGCAAAAAUACGACAGGUGGAAGAAGAAAAACGAAAAAGAUUAGAGGAGGAACAAAGAAUAGAAGAAGAGAUAAAAAGGCAGAAGCAAGAGGAAAGGAAAAGGAGAGAGAAAGAAUAUGAAGAAAAAAAGAAUAUUUUGAGACAAGAAAAAGAGCAACUACGAAACAAAGAAAAAUUAAGAUUAAAAGAAGAGAGAAGACAAAAGCUAAUAAUAAGUACAGCAUUAAAAAAUGGAGAACAUAAUGCCAAACAUUUAACUGUCAAAGGCGCAUCAGAGAAUCAGGAUGAUAUAGUAAAAAAGCUAGGGGAUGAAAAGUCAAAGAAGUGGGAAGAUGUUCCCCUUUGGUUAGUUGAAGAAUCGAAUAAGGGAGAAAAUGUAGAUAGACAACUUGUAUUCAAAGAAUCAAUACAAGUGCAUUUAAAAGAAUCUAUAUCAAACCAUGCAAAUUUGGCAGAAUGUAAAGUGGAAGAAAAAAGUGAAAAGCUAGCAAAACAAUGUUCAGAAAAAUCGGUCAAGCAAGAAAGAAAAUUUGAAAGUAUAGAUGAAAAAACUGAAUUGGAGCACCCAGAUCUAAAAGAUAAUGUGAAAGAACAGUUUCAGCUGCAAGAAUUAAAGUCUCCAGUACAAAAGGAAGAAACCUUGAAGCCUACCAUAAAUGAUAAUAUGACACAAGAAACCCAAAUGAUAAUAUUAGGACAUAAUCAAGAAAUUAAUGAGGUGGAAAACAACGAAGCACAGAAGAUAAUCAAAGAUAAUCAACAGAGUAAGAUACAAAAAGUAGAAAAAGAAGAGAUAUUAGAACAGAAUGAAACAUUAUAUGAAGAGAAUAACAGUUCAGUGAUUGCAAUGAAACAAAAACUACCACCACUAAUAUUACAAAAUUCUGAAAAUAUAGGAGGAAAUGUAAUACCACAAGAAAAAGAAACUGAUUUAAAAUGUAAAGAAGAUGAGGAGAACCCCAACGGCAAUACUCUGAAUAGUGACGUGAUUUUUAAUACUAGUGAUGCUCUGACAAAUGUAGAAUGCAAAAUAAACAAACAAAAUUUAAUUUUAGGUAGACAUACUCCUUGUGAAGACCUGGGUGGCUAUAAUGCAAAAAACGCCUUGAUUCUUAAAGAAGUAAACUCUCUGAAGUCUCAAGUUAAAGAAAGUCCAAAAGAAUGUCAUGAAAUUAGAGCAGAACAUGAAAAUAUCGUGACCUGCUCUGCACCAGAGCCAACACUUCUAUCUUGUAUUGAAGAAAAGAGACGAGCUUGGAUAAAAUCAUUUAAACCCUGGUUGGAAAUUUUCAAGCAAAAUCAGCAAAAGAAGAUUGUUAAGAGAAAGAGACUUGUAAAAUGCCCAGCUGACAUUCUGCCCCCUUUGAAUUCACUAGAAAUUCUUCGGUGUGGUCCUUGGAAUACUUUACAACAGGUAACAACAGUUACAUUUCAAGAUUUGCCAGGUUGUAGUCUUUCCACACUGGCCGAGUGUACAAAUCUGCAGUUCCUAUCUCUUCGACGCUGUGGAUUAACUUCUUUGCAGAGCCUGAAUAACUGCAGACAACUGAAGUAUGUUGAUGUACAGGAAAAUAAUAUUGAGACUAUCAACUGUGAAAAUUUGGAAAAUCUCUGUGUUGUUCUUCUUAAUAAAAAUCAACUAACUUCCUUCCAUGGUUUUGAUGGCUGCACCAGUAUCCAGAAUCUUGAACUUUCACAUAAUAAAAUCACUCGAAUUGGUGGUUUCGAAUCUUUGAAAAAUCUUCAGAAACUAGUUGUGGACCACAAUCGGUUAAUUAGUACGAAAGGCCUUUGUGAUACUCCUGCCAUUAUAUACCUGGAUUGCUCACAUAAUCAUCUUACUGAAGUUGAGGGCAUUGAAAACUGUGGAUUGCUCCAAAUACUGAAGUUACAGGGAAAUUAUCUAAGUGAGCUUCCAUCCUUGGCAAAUCAUGUUCUACUAAGAGAAUUGUACUUGGAUGAUAACAGCAUUUCAACUGUAGAAGCAUUUUCCUCAUUUUGGCUGCCUUUACUACAAAACUUGACUCUCUCUCAAAACAGUUUGACAAAAAUCAUACCGCUUUUUCAUUUUUUUUCUCUGGAAAAACUAGAUGUCAGCAACAAUUGUCUUUCUGAUCUUACAAGUGCCAUAAAUGGGUUUAAUGCAUGCUUUUCUCUCCGUGAAUUGACUCUCACUGGAAAUCCACUUCUUCAAGAAAUAAACUGGAGGCAUUCUCUGCUUAAAAUGUUACCUGAUCUAAGAAUCCUCAAUGGUGAAAUGCUUAACUCUUAUUCAAAAAGCCACAGUGAAGAACACUAUGAACUAGAAUUGGGACGUUUCCGGAUCCUUUGUCAGUCCCAGAUUAGAGAAUUCAACUUACUAAUUGAAAACUAUGUUACUGGAAAUGGAAAUAUAUUCACCUUGGAUACUGCCGAAAAUCUCUGUUGUUAUUUUAAGAAACUGAUGACACUUAGUAACGAAUACCGAUAUGCACAUGAACACGGGGAUAUAAGUUUCACCAAGACAGAUGAAUCAGAAGCCCAGCAGAAUCGUUUGACUCCUACAGACAGUGAGAGCGUACUGCAAAAUGGAGCUCUCUGUUCUUGUGCAAAUGAACAUAAACUGGACCCACCAGAUAUUUCUGAGAAAUGGAUAUACUCUGAUUCUGUUCAUUCUCCAUUGACCAACUCCUCCUUGUGUGAAGAUAUGGAAGGAAGAAAUCAGGAAAAAAUAGUAGACAAGAAAAAAGAUGACAGUAAGGCAAGCGGUAUCCCCACCAAAAGAAUGCCACUCAAGGAAACAGUAAUGAGAAGUUCUCUGCUGAGAAAUCAUGCAAAUAUUGAACAUUGUGAAAAGAUUAUGGCAGCUAUGAUAAUCCAGGCAUACUGGCGUGGUUACAUUGUGCGCAGGCAGACUCAUUUCUCUACAAAGCGACACACUGCUGCAACAGGACCCGUGAGAUCCCGGACAAAUUCCUGCAUCAAGAAUCAAACUAUUCUAAAGAAAGAAAAAAGAGAAAAUACUAUGAAUAUCCAGGAACAGAGGGAAAAGGCUGCUACUCUUAUUCAGGCGAUUUGGAAGGGCUUUCUUUUGCGAAAGAAACUGACAGCAGCUCUAGAAGCAAUUAAGAAUGAAGACUCUGAAGAAGAAUAUGAAGAAAUAAAUUUAGAAGAUUUUACAUUUGAUGAAGCUGCCUUAGAAAAAGAAUGGCCAGCUUUCAAUUCCGCCCGCUUCCCUUCACAAACACAGCGUCUCCCCAGCCAGCUGCACUGGCCAAAGUCCUCUGGAUCCUUAAAUUAUGAUGACACGUCCCUUAAUUUACCAAGUCACCCAGCUCAAGCGUGGCUAUGCAAUGAGAAAGAAAAUGUGUUUUCAUCGGAACACACGCACUUUAAUGGCAGAUCAGAAAAUAGAACUUUAUCCCAGACACCUGAAUCACAGACCAGCAGAAAGAGUUUGCUAAAAUCUGAAAAGGAGGAAAAAAUUUCAGAAGAAUGGGGCUUUAAAGAUAUUUCUACUGCUCAGCAAAUGCUGAAGAGAGCACAGAAAAUGAAGUCAAAGAAAUUAAGGAAAAAAUUGGACCCCACUGUGCGCCUAGCAUUAUUCAGAAACAAUGAAAGUAAAAUUUCCGUUACAAAAUCACCAAAGAAGACACAACCCAGAAGAGAUGGUUAUUUUGAAGGUAAGAAAGAAGAAUUUAUCUACAAGAAUACCAGGUCACAUGAAAAAUUAGAAAGGAGUAAAGAAUAUACAUACCAAUGGCUUCACACACAGGUUGCAAUUCCUGAAACAACUAGUUCCAGAAAUACAGAAUGCAAUCAUUUCUUGCCUGAGUUAGAUCCAGAUGUACUUAAUGGUGGAAGAGUUCAGCUUGUGGCACAACUUGUAAGCAGAGAAGACACAGAUUUAGACCUUUUUUCCAUGACCAGUGGAAGUGCUUUGUCUGUGAAGAGAGAGAAAAAAAAUCAGGCACACAGACACUCAGCGGGAUCUUCAAGUUUUUCAAUUAAAGGAAUACUUGCACCAGUGAUAACAAAUACAGGACCUUCUAAGAAAGAACGCAUGUCAUUCCGUGACAAUCCCGUGCAACUCAGUGGCGGAUGGGGGAGUGGCAAGAAGAAGGCGAAAACUUCACACUAAUCUUUCAAGCUUCAGCAAAUGGUGCACAACAGCAAAUGGCGCACAAUUUCUUUUCAAGAGGUCUGUGGAUAUCUGAUCAGGUUACCGAUUGGAUACAAGGUUUUAGACAACUGUAUUUCAAUUAUAUUAUUAUGCAUAUUUCAUAUUUUUUUUAUGGUGAGUUAUCUUCUUUCCCAUUUGUGAAAUACGGUUUUGCUGCUGUUCCUGUAUUGAUGUAGAAUGGCCUCCAGAAAGUAAUUCUUGAAAUAUUGCAAUGGAAUUUGCAUAUCCAAUUUCUUCUUUUGUUUAAAAUUUUAUGAUGUAUUAAACAUGGCUUUGGUUAAUGAAUAAUAAGUUGUAAUAACAUACACAUAGGAGCAUAUAACUGUAUUUUAUUGACACUUUAUAGUAUUAGUAAAUAGCUAAUGUAUUAAAUUUUAUUUGACCAGAUUAUGUAAUUGGAUAGUUCAAAGGUAAACUCAUAUAUAAAGUAAUUCAGGAUACACAAUGAAAAUGGCCUUUUUUUAAGUUAUCUUCAUUAGAUUAGAGUUAUGUUAAGAAAAUAUACAUUAU